AUGGCAUAUGCGUACUACUACGACCUGCCCCCGCCAUUGGUGGACCACCUCCACGAACGAAGACACCAGCACGAAAAUGUCCUGCAAUACCUAGCCCACCGACACCCGCGACCAGAAGAGCACCCGAACCAGCCGGACGUGGAUUUCCGCGACGCCCUCAAAGAAUAUCUGGUGGAAAUCGAGGUGCCGGGGACCAAGAAGCCGAGUGAUCUCACCGUGUCCUGGACCGGGUCUCGGUCGCUGCUGGUGACCGGGAACUCGUCGAGGCCCGACUAUGGCACUGCAGCGAAUACGGAGGUGGAGGAGGAGAAAGACCAGCCUCACUCGAACGGGGUCCACUUGCUAGUCGGCGAGAGGAGGAUUGGCCCCUUCAGGCGAUACGUCAAUUUCCCGACCGAGGUGGAAAAUGUCAGCGUCACUCUCGAGGCUGGCUUGUUGAAGAUCCGCGCCCCGAAGAAGGGAUUCACCGACGCGGCCGCGACAAAGGUGGACGUCAAGCAUGAGUGA
Capronia epimyces CBS 606.96 is the source of this 507-nucleotide messenger RNA. RefSeq lists its product as uncharacterized. The transcript has a single exon. The record is from RefSeq and is a predicted model, not a curated record. Lineage: Eukaryota; Fungi; Ascomycota; Eurotiomycetes; Chaetothyriales; Herpotrichiellaceae. The coding region runs from base 1 to 507 and encodes 168 amino acids.